UGUUCAAAACCCAGGUAGGAAGAUGUUAGUUCUUUCCCUGUUUCUGAAACCAUGCAAAUUAGUUGACGACUCUGCUUUCCCUUCUGCCAACACAAAACCUUAAAAACAAAUUUCUCAACGAGAUUCUGGGACAUUUACCCAGCUCUCCCUUGAGGGAAUAAGCCCAAGCAACGCAGGGGUUAACUUUUCUGAAAACACAAUUAACUUUUUCCUAUCCUGCGUGGGGUGGUGGUGAUUGGGGGGGGAUAUAUUUAUGUAAUCACAGGGGAAUGGGGUGGUCUCAAUCCAAAUGCUCCCUCCUUCCUCAAAGGCACAGAUGCGUCUUUCGCAGAUCCUGCGUAGGUAGAGCAGGACGUGUCGUGCUGUUGGGGAGAGAGAGGGAGAGGGAGAGCGAGGGAGAGAAAAGGGAAGGAGAAGAAGGAGGGGAAAAAAAAGGUUGAUAGGUUUGUGCGCGGGUCCCUCGUGCGGGCUGCGCUCCUCCUGGGUGCUAUUUGACAAUUCCUGCCUCUGCCAUUGGUCAGUGUUGGAUCAGAUGGUUGUAUUUCCUUCUGGCCCUCACUGGCACCUCGCCAUCCCCCCUCAGCUAAAACCCAAUCUCGGAUAUACUACUAAUAGGCGCGGCGCUCGGACUAUAAAACACAACAAAUCAUAAACCCGGCGGAGCAGCAGCGGCCGCGCGCGCCUCCCCUCCCAAUGAGUUCCUAUUUCGUGAACUCCACCUUCCCCGUCACUCUGGCCAGCGGGCAGGAGUCCUUCUUGGGCCAGCUACCGCUCUACUCAUCGGGCUAUGCGGACCCGCUGAGGCACUACCCCGCGCCCUAUGGGCCGGGACCCGGCCAGGACAAGGCCUUUACCGCUUCUUCCUAUUACCCACCGGCUGGUGGAGGCUAUGGCCGAGCGGCGCCCUGCGAUUACGGGCCGGCGCCGGCCUUCUACCGCGAGAAGGAGUCGGCCUGCGCGCUCUCGGGCGCCGAGGAGCCGCCCCCGUUCCACCCCGAGCCGCGGAAGUCGGACUGCGCGCAGGACAAGAGCGUGUUCGGCGACACCGACGAGCAAAAGUGCUCCACUCCCGUCUACCCGUGGAUGCAGCGGAUGAAUUCGUGCAACAGUUCCUCCUUCGGACCCAGUGGUCGGCGAGGCCGCCAGACCUACACUCGUUACCAGACUCUGGAACUGGAGAAGGAAUUUCACUACAAUCGCUACCUGACCCGGCGGCGCCGCAUCGAGAUCGCUCACGCGCUCUGCCUGACCGAGCGGCAGAUCAAGAUCUGGUUCCAGAACCGGCGCAUGAAGUGGAAAAAGGAGAGCAAACUUCUCAGCGCGUCUCAGCUCAGUGCCGAGGAGGAGGAAGAAAAACCAGCCGAGUGAAGGUGCCAGGAAAGGGAGGGGGGACGCGAAGGGAGAGGCCUGUGGGGGAAUCGAGAGCGCCUGAGAGCCGAGAGAAAGCUCUGCGGGCGCGGGAGCCUGGGGACCUGCUCUCCAGCGCUAGACAGGCGGGGUCCAGCGCUCUCCUGGACGACCCCGCCCGCAGAGGUCUCCCGGGGGCUCUCAGGCCGCAGCGCCGACCCCACCCAGCACCCCAGCGCCUCCUCCCUCCCCAAGGAAUCCGCCUGGGCCAGAUCAGGCUCCCUGGUGAGAACUGAGGAGCGGACUCACUUGAUGUUUUCCUGGAAGCAAAGCAAAAGGCUCUUUUCCAUGUCGAGUCUAUUUCGUCCAUGUCCCCCUGUGCACGGUUCAAUGGUAGAUUCGCUGUCCCUCAGCAGGGCUGUCGAAGACACCCUGACCCCAGACUUGUCUCUCCCAACCCCUCCCCAAAGCCACUGGAAGGAGCACAUACUACCUAGAAGUAAGAAGAGGAGCCUCAGAAGAAAACAAAGUUCUAUUUUAUUAAUUUUCUAUGUGUUGUGUUUGUAAGUCUUGUCUUAGCUCUGGACGUGAAAUACUUCGGUAAUAAUAUUAAUAUUAUUAAUAAUGAUAAUAACAAUAAAAACGUGAAAACUCGCCGCUCAGUCACCUC
Dipodomys ordii (Ord's kangaroo rat) is the source of this 2017-nucleotide messenger RNA. RefSeq names its product homeobox B6 (gene Hoxb6). The coding region runs from base 694 to 1368 and encodes 224 amino acids. Lineage: Eukaryota; Metazoa; Chordata; Mammalia; Rodentia; Heteromyidae. Gene Ontology annotation, biological process: regulation of transcription by RNA polymerase II; anterior/posterior pattern specification. Gene Ontology annotation, molecular function: RNA polymerase II cis-regulatory region sequence-specific DNA binding; DNA-binding transcription factor activity, RNA polymerase II-specific. The transcript is spliced from 2 exons. Gene Ontology annotation, cellular component: nucleus. The record is from RefSeq and is a predicted model, not a curated record.